GCUGUUCGGUCAGAGGCAGCUCCUGAGGCGCCCGGCAGGGGGCGCAGAGCAGCGCUUUGCUCCGCCCGCCUUUCUCUUUCCCGCCUUGUGCGCCGAGCCGCCGGAGACCAACCAGCCGCCGCCAGGCAAUGAGUUCUACAAAGAAGCAUUGUAUGAUGGCUCAAAGUGAAGCAUUUCAGCUGUGAAGAUGUAUGGAGACCUCUAUCACGACUUCAGUUGGUGACCAUUAGUUAUCCCUAAUUCUAAAAGGCAUGCGGCUGUCUUCAGAAACAAACUUCAUAGCUAUGUAAUUUAAAAUUAAAAAAGAUAGUGAACAAGUACCAUAGGUAAGCGAAAAAAGUUACAUUGGAAAAGACAAAAUGAAUGCUUCUGGAGGAGGUUGUGGAAGCCCUAGCUCUGCUGAAUCUACUGGUGACAUCUUCAAGGAUCUGUGGUCCAAACUAAAAGAAUGUCAUGAUAAAGAAGUACAAGGAUUACAGUUGAAAAUAUCCAAACUGAAAAAGGAAAGGUGUUUGGAUGCAGAGAGGCUUGAAGAGUUUUAUACCAAAAAUCAGCAGCUGAGAGAGCAACAGAAAGGACUUCAUGACACUAUCAAAGUUUUAGAAGACAGAUUAAGAGCAGGAUUAUGCGAUCGCUGUGCAGUAACUGAGGAGCAUAUGAGAAAGAAACAGCAGGAGUUUGAAAAUAUCCGGCAACAGAAUCUUAAACUUAUAACGGAACUUAUGAAUGAAAAAAACAACUUACAGGAUGAAAAUAAAAAGAUAUCUGAACAUCUUCAGCAGUUGCAGAAGCAGAUGGAGGGGAGAGAGCAACAAGCAAUGGAAUUGGAGGAAGGGAUCAUUCCAGAUUCACCAGUUCAAUCACUUUCACUAUCAGUGGUUAAUCGUAUCCGAAGAAAGAAAGAGAACAGGCAUGUCCGAUACACAGAGCAAACACAUACCGACCUGGAGCAUUCUGACAGCACUAAUGCAUUUGGAAAAGUUCCAUUGUCAUCAUCCACUCAAAUUCCUAAGCACUGUGGAAAGGAAAUACUAGUGGCUGACACCUGUGACCAAGAACUGUCCCCUAUAGCAAAUAAACAAGGAAGCUAUCCUGUUGCAAAGCCAUCUUUUAACUUGGCUGCAGUUGUUGCAGAAACAAUUGGACUCGUUCAAGAAGAAUCUGAGUCCCAGAGUGUACUGAAUUCUCUUAGAAGUAACAUUCCGAUGACCCAGGUGCCUCAGAGCCCACAGCAGGAAGAUUCCAGAAAACAGCUAGCUCAUGAAUCAUCAAGAAAUGACGACAACUUGGGACUUUCAGAUCCAUCUCAGAACACUCCAACAGAUGUAGAUUGGGAUUCUCAGGUAGCUUCUCCUGUUUUUGGAGCAUCUAACAACGUGAAGAACAGCCUGACUUCAAGUCUUUCCCCUUCUGUUUUAGAAACAGGAUUGAAGUCCAAUGCCAAAAAAGACUCCUUCAACAGUACUUUUAAUUCUAGAUCUCAUAAAGUUAGAUCAAAAUCUGAAGAUGUUGCUUUUGUUGCACCACUUAACCUUGGGACUGAAGUGAACUCUGUUAUCAGCCAGGCCUCAGCCAAUAGGCAGAUGGUUGUGAAAAGGGAUGCAAAUGAAUCCAUAACUUGUGUGGUCAACACUUGCUCAGGUAAAGAUGAGAUGAUCAAGAAUGACUUCCUCCUUGCACCCCACAAACAUUUAGUAGACAGAUCUAUUAAAAGAAAGAAAACAGAAGAUGAGCGUGUGACUAGCUGUGAAAAAACAUCUUUCAACAAAGAAAACUCUUUUCCUUUUCAAGCAGACAUUCAGCCUUUUAAUGCAGAUCAUAUAAUUGAUAGGCCUCUGGACCUGUCUGAUCGUUUUUCUACUAUUCGCUGUCAAGAAAAAAACUCAAGAAGUGAUGAGAUCUGUAAAAAUAGACUAAGACAGGUGAUGCUGCAUGAUAUUUUUUCACAGCUGGUGAAGCCUGUUCCAAAGGGUUCUUCAUCCAUCCAAAAUAUCAACAAUGUAAGCUAUUUGUCAGGAAAAGAGUCACAAGAAGAUCCCUAUGAACAGGAGAUGAUUCUCCAGUCACGUGGCAAAACGUGCCCAGAUAAAAAACAUUUGAUGCAAAUAAAAGAAGAAAUCUCUGCUUUCAAAAUCCCAUCAUUGCCAAACACAGUAGAGACAGAACUACUUUUUGACGACAUGAAGGUUGCCAGUGGCCACGAACCAAUUAGAAAGAAAACCAGGACAGGACAUGGAGAAUGUGAGCUGGCAUCUGUGCUUCAACCAAACCCUUGUAGAGCAACAAAACCUAAACCACUGCAAAAUGAACAAGAUAAACCAUCCUUAGAAAAUAUACAGUGGAGUAUAGAUCCAGGAGCAGACCUUUCCCAGUACAAAAUGGAUAUUACGGUUAUUGACACCAAGGAAGGCUCUCAAUCAAGAGUAGGAGGAGAGACUGAUAUGGACUAUCCGUACGUUAGUGAAAGCAUGCUAUUAAAAAUGAAAACUCAAGAGCAGAAAGGAGAAAGCAGUCCAAAGGGAGAAAGAAAAAUGAAUGACAGCUUAGCAGAAAUGUUUGAUCGGACCUCAUAUGAAGAAUAUAAAUCUUGUUUAGAAGAUGAUAGUCCUUCCGCAUGUGAUGAAAAAGAAAAUCCUCUUGAGGAAGAAAAUGAGGAAGUGUCAUCAGCAAGCAAACUAACGAAGCAUGAGAAUAAACAAGAUAAAACCAAGCAGAAAGCUUUUGUGGAGCCAUAUUUUAAAAGUGAUGAAAGAAAAAAUGCUGGGUUAGGUUUUCCCCAUAUUGAGGUUGUUCGGAAGAGGGAAGAGAGAAGAAAAUUGCUGGGCCAUACCUGUAAGGAAUGUGAAAUAUAUUAUGCAGAUAUUCCAGAAGGGGAGAGAGAAAAGAAGCUAGCUGCUUGUUCAAGACAUAGAUUCCGUUACAUUCCUCCUAGUACACCAGAAAACUUCUGGGAGGUUGGAUUUCCUUCCACUCAAACUUGUGUGGAAAGAGGCUAUAUUAAAGAGGAUCUUGCACCCUGUCACCGUCCAAAAAGAAGGCAGCCUUACAAUGUGAUGUUUUCUCCAAAAGGCAAAGAACAGAAGACAUAUAUGAUGGGGCAACAAAGCACAUAAAUGUGGGGAAAGUGUUUCCUGUCAUUAGAUAUUUAUAGUUAAUAUAAACUUGAAAUAAAGAUACUAUGGAUUUUUUCAAAAUGAUAAAUCAUUUCAUUAGAUAUGUAAAUCAUUUCCCUCUUAGAAAGCUCAUUUGAAAAUCUGAAGUAUGUAUCAGGAAACACUACUAUUUAAUGUGUCUUUGUUUCAUUUUGUGUUAAAUGUUUUGUCUUGAUUUUGCACCUUUAAGACAGGGGAUCUGCUCCUGUUUUUCCUCCCAUUGAAGUCAAUGGCUAAAUGCCCAUUGGACCAUAUCCAAACUUUAAGUAAGGUGGGUGUGACUUCUUUGAGCUCAGUGGAGUUCUACCUGCUCAUUCUAAGUCUAAACAUUGCUUAUAAAUUUCAGUGGGAGCAGGACUGGACCUGGUGGGGUGCUUCCAUUUUGCACUGGAUAACUUAAAGGAUUUAUCACCUUCCCUUUUUUGUAAUAAUUGUGAUAUAUCUAAUUGCAAUAAACAAAGUAGUAUUUAUUAAUGAUUUCAUCACCUCAAAACUUUCUCCAGCAGAGAUCGCCAGUCAUAAUUUCUUGUCCCAUUGGUGCAUACCAAAAUGGUACUUAUGUCCUCACAAUUUCAGUGGUUUAAGUUGGAAUCUUAAAAUUUUUUGCUCCAGCUUAUCAUAUAUGGCUGUCUUUUUAAUUCAGUGUCAUCUGUAUACCCUUCCUUCAUAGUACCCAAAGUUACAAUGUCUCACCUAUCGCUAGGAAUGUCUGAAUUGAGGGAAGAGUCAAUACCAUUUGGAAUGUAUUGUGCCCAGACUCCUCUUAAAGAUCUUCAACACUAUCCACUAGACUGAGUGGUCUCUUAAGACAUGUAUUCUAAUGUAGUGUUGUAAAUUUCUAUGUUGCACAACAAAGUGCACAAGUUGAUACCUCACCAUAUAGUCCAGCUGUCUCAGUACUACACUAAAUUAAAAGGUGGAAUGUAGUAUUGUGAAACAUCGUUAAGAUGACAGAGCUGCAAUAUUUAAACCUCAGCAGAAUAUGUCUACAAUGCCAAAGUGAGAGAUUUUUCUAGUUUAAAAAUACCUCCUAUAUACAGCACUAUAAGGAAAUAUUCCUUCCACUCAAAAAGACUUUUAUCCAACUUGUGUGAAUAACAAAAGCAAAAGAAUAUAAAGCCAAUGGUAUUUUUAAUACAAUUACUAAAACGGCUUUUAUUUAUAACCCCUAAUCACAACUAUCUUUAUCAAUUGAAAAGCUAUUUUGCGUGUACUAUGUUAUGCCUGAGACAUGUCACUUAUCUCCAUUUUACAGAAGAAAGUUAAUACCUACCUCAGAGCAGUGUUGAAGACAUUUUUUUUGUUGGCAAAAUGCUUUCAGAUCCUUGCAUCAGAAGCUGUAAGUGUGGGGUAUGUUUCUAAUUAGUUUCAGAAGGGCUCUUGGAUGGUUAGAGAUGACCUUAUUAGACACCCAUUGUAGUAGGCACUGUACAUAUAAAUAGGAAGACACCAUUCCUGCCCUGGAAAUCUUGCAGUAUAAAUAACUUGAAAUAUCCAGACAACUGUAAAAACCUGUUUAUAAAAAUUAAGAGACAAACUGUUGUGCUAGAGUUAUUGGGCCCAAAUCUCAUUUAUACUAAUUCUUUACACUUACCUGGCAGUGUAAAAUGGGCCUUUAGUGUAAAAAAAUCAGGCUCAUUUUCUAAAACGUUUAAAAAUUAUUGCACUCUAACAAAGUUUUACUUUCUCAGUAUUUGCAGAUAUAUAAUAAAAUCCUAAAUAUGCAGUGCUUUAAUUUGGUGUUUAGAGGCCAUAAUGGGUAUGCUUUAGUUUUUCUCUUAUUUUCAUCAAAAUUUGGGGUGUGCUAUAACUGCUUUAAAUCCUGCCAUUUGAGUACUAUUGCCUACAUCUAUAAAGUUGCUUUUGUAACACUUCUUUAUACUUUUAG
This is a messenger RNA of Gopherus evgoodei (Goodes thornscrub tortoise), 5040 nucleotides long. It is a transcript of the gene RBBP8, whose product is annotated as RB binding protein 8, endonuclease. Gene Ontology annotation, cellular component: site of double-strand break. The transcript has 20 exons. Gene Ontology annotation, biological process: double-strand break repair via homologous recombination; DNA double-strand break processing involved in repair via single-strand annealing. The record is from RefSeq and is a predicted model, not a curated record. Gene Ontology annotation, molecular function: double-strand/single-strand DNA junction binding; double-stranded DNA binding; damaged DNA binding. Lineage: Eukaryota; Metazoa; Chordata; Testudines; Testudinidae. The coding region runs from base 360 to 3113 and encodes 917 amino acids.